Molecule: messenger RNA, 315 nt
Organism: Racocetra fulgida
Lineage: Eukaryota; Fungi; Glomeromycota; Glomeromycetes; Diversisporales; Gigasporaceae
Source: the annotation of a GenBank genome assembly
AUGAUUCGUAUUCCUAAUCAUAUGGUCAUACCUUGGAAAAAUGAAAAGUCUUUACAAGCUCUUAUCGAAUAUAUUUAUCCAAAUUUAACUGAACAUCACCUAGAUAUUUCUUAUUUUACUGAGCGUGCUAUUCUUGCAACAAAGAAUGAAUAUAUUGACCAUAUUAAUGAUAUGAUCUUAGACCAAACACCUGGUGAUAUUAUAACAUACAAAAGUUAUGAUUCUGUUCCUGACGAUACACGUGGACUUUACCAGCAAGAAUUUCUUAAUUCAAUAACGCCAAAUGGUCUUCCCCCUUAUGAACUAUGCCUAAAA